UUUGCCCGUUUUCAGACCCUUCUUGUGAGACGUGGAGGGGGAGAAGCUAUAUCCUUAGGAGUGCCCGUGGAUUCUGGAGUCACUGCAUUGAGGAUCUACAUUGAGGGCGCUGUGGAGCAUGCGGUUUUAUACCCGCCAAAUGACGCGCCACAAAUUGAUCUGUAUAACGAGACAUCUGUGAGCGCCUUUUCACCAGCCUCCAAGAGCGAAGGUCAGGCACCAAGGGACGUCUACUUGGUGUUCCCAGGAGUUGAUCUAAAUAUGGACACACUGUCAGUGAUACCAGCACAUCCGUCCAGCCUUGAGCAAUAUUCCGGCAUGGUGGGCGUGUGGCACCUGAGCGUGCGCUGCAACACGUGCGACUACCGACUGUGCAUUGCUGCGCGGGCGCAAUUACACUUUGACAUCGAAACUGAUACCCCAGACAUGCUGAAGCUUCGGAUAUCAGGACCAGUGGCUAGCAUCAGGGACUCACUAUUAAUCGACGAGUAUGGAACUGAACUCGCCAAGUUGCCGUUUACUUACCAACCGAUGUCUACAGACAACAAUGGUGAAAACAUACACGUUCCCAUCACGGAAGUUGUCGCUGAAGUGGAUCUACCUACUGUGAAGGGAUCAAAAGUGUACGCUAAGAUUGUGGGAAGAGACUUGCAAGGAGAUCCGUUCGUUCGCCUCGCUGGACCCUUAAGCAAAUCACCUGAACGUACUGGAAGAUCUGCAUCUAUAGUGUUCCCUGAUUCUAGAAACGAUCUCGAAAUUGCUGAGGAAUUCAACUCUAGGAUAUACAAUCAGAGACUAAGAUACAAUGACAGUAAUAUUCUACCUUAUAGUAGAGCUAUGUCACAAGUGGUCAACCAAGGUGGUGCACUUUUAACAACUGUACAAAUCGGACUCAGCACCAGACUUUACGGUGCUCCCGGUGAUAAUUUACAGUUACAUUUCGAAGUCACAAACCAUCGUCCACAAUCGGUAUCGUUUCGUUUCGGUGCCGUUGGAGAACUGAGAUUUUUAACGGGCAUCAAUCCUUCAUCACAAACAAUACAGUCUGGUCAAACAGUCAACGUCAUUGUAAGUCUAACAAUUACAGCAUCGGCGCAACCCGGAGCACGAGAUCUCGUCACCUUUACGGCUUACGGGCAAGAAGAGGUGUCAAUAUCGGCGUACGUCUACGUGGUAAAUUCAGGCGAGGCAACGAUAGACACGUGGGCUCCUGAGUUGCGGCACAACUUCCAAGGCACCUGCUACCAACGCAUGGGAGAUGACUGCGCCCAGCAUGUUUGGUCAGCGAGUGUCAUCGCAAGGGACUCUAUUGGUGGAUUACUUCGGCUGUCAUCGUCCCCUCUCGGAUUAAUGUACGACAGUAACUUCAUAGCGGGUUCCCGUGAAGAAGUCAUUGCCACCUAUAGAUCGACUUGCUGCGCCCCAAGAGUCAUGGUGACUGCUGUCGAUUCGUUCGGCAACUCCAACAGCUACGUCAUCGAUAUAUCGAAUUAUUUCACACCAGCUGCAAUAGCAGCCAUCGUGCUCAGUGUAUUGUUGGCGAUAGCAAUAAUUGCAUUUAUUAUAUAUCUUAUCUACUGGUGUGUGAAGAGACAGCGGAAAUCAAGAGAACUACCCUCAUAUGCAACAUCACCAAGAAAUAUAAGUUAGAAAUUACCACAAAUCAUUCCAUAUUUAAAAAUCGAAGUGGAAAAUAAAUUACGAAUAUUAUGAAUAAAAAAUAACGUUUUCUAAAUUAAGUUAAUGGCUGGUCAACCAUACACUAUUCCAUUUUAAAAAUUCAAAAUUGAAUAUAGUCAAUAAACCACAUAACAUUUUUAAAUUCCAUAUUCAAAUUAGAAUAAAAAAUAACGGUUACUAAAGUUCAUGGUUGAAGAUCAUGAAUAAAUAAUCGUUUUUUAGAUUAACAACGGUUCCAUAUUUGAAAUGAAAUUCAAGACGAAGGUUUUAAGUUUAUGAAAUAGAUAAAUGAUUCCAUAAUUAAAUUUCUGACUUGGCAGCCAUUUAGAAUACGAAUUUAAUCCUUCCAAAUUUCUAGCAAUAUUAAUAAAGUAUAAGAUAAAUAUUAAUAAGUCUUUCGGAAUAUUUAUUUGAACAAAAAUAAUUGAGCUUUUGUGAUUAUAAGUUAUGUUUAAGUAUUCAUUCAUAAUUUAAGAGCCACUCUUGUCGGUGGAGCUUUUGCCACUUUCCACGAACUUCCAUCAUGCUCUUUAAACAUUUAUACAUCAAGACUACAAUUCUGUCUUUAAUUUGGUUGAUGUAGCUGUGUCUUUCUCUCUCCCUCUUUCCCUCAAUAAUAACUUCUAUAAAUUCAUCGCGUUGUAUCAAGUGUCCUAAAGUUUUCCCUCUUCCUUUUUCUAUAAUAUUCAUUAUCUGCCUUUUUUCUUUCACCCUGUGUUUGUUCAUUUCUUUAUCGUUCCAGCUAAUUCUUUCCAUCCUUCUCUGACACCACAUUUCAAAGCUUCCAAUUUAAGUAUUAAUAAAGUUAAAUAUUACUAUUAAGUUACCUUUAGAUUUAAGUGUAAGAGCUUAUAUUAAUGUGUUUUUAUUAAAAUUAAAAUAUAAUAGCUUAAAAAAUGUAACAUCUAAUGCAAGUGCAGUAAUUUUAGUUUUUACUUUAUAUUAUUUUGUUGCUCCAUAUUGAGAAGAAAUAGAAACAUAAUUUAUUAUAUUUAUUUUAUCAUCAAACCAUUCUGUAGAAUGGCAUUUUUACAUUAAGUAAAGUUUUAAAUAUCAAAUAAUGGAAAUUGUGAUUAGAAUAUCUUCUAAUUUCAUAUUAGACUUCUUUACUUUUUUAUAAUAUAAAACAAAGUUGCCAACUUUAAUGCAGCUUUCGGCAAUAGACAAAGUCAGUCAAGAGGAAGUUUUAUAUUAAUAAAUAAAUGUAUAAUACAGCAUAUUAU
Messenger RNA from Achroia grisella, 2903 nucleotides. RefSeq lists its product as uncharacterized. Lineage: Eukaryota; Metazoa; Arthropoda; Insecta; Lepidoptera; Pyralidae. The record is from RefSeq and is a predicted model, not a curated record. The annotation marks the transcript as partial. The transcript has 12 exons.